GGUUCAUUCUUGGCACAGCAGCGAAUCUGCCCUUGUCGCCUUCUCCAUUUCCGCGUUAUUUCCAGGUUUAAAGCGCUCCUAUGGAUUGGUGGAGCUCUUCUUAAAGCUUAUCGACAACUUUUUACUUGCAUAACAUGCUUUUAUCAUUUUAAUGGUGCCCCCGGGGAGGAUAUAUAACCACAAGCGUCGAUAAUUGACUAGAUUAUGUUGUAUGUUGUUGGAAACCGUGAAAUUAGCGGAUUCAGAAGUUGUUAAACUGGUCCGGCUAACGUUAGUUAGCAAGCUAUCACUUGGGCCCGCGGUGUUUGUGCUGAAUAAAACCAUGGCAGAUUCCAACGAUGGGGAGAGGGUAGACGAAAACGAGUUGAGGGGGGCUGCAGGUGGUGAAGAUGUCAUGGAUGAUGUGAUCAUUGAACAGGGUGCCGUUCUACUAAGAGGGUAUGUUAUUGAACGAGUUACUGUAGAGGAUCCAUCUAUGCGUGUGAGCCAUGAGGAUCUAGGAGGACGACCUCAAGAAGCAGAUGAUCCUCAAAUCAAAGAGGUUGUAGAUCAACUUUUGAAGAUAGCCGAUGACCUCAACAAGAAUGCUGAACUUCAACAUCUCAUCGGCACUGUGCAAGCAAACUGCGCUCAGGACGUCUUCAUGACUGUAGCCAGGAGCAUCUUUGAGGAUGGCAUUAACUGGGGACGUGUGGUGGCACUGUUUCACCUCGCGUAUAGGCUCAUUUACCAGGCUCUGACUCAGAACCACUUUGACAUUAUCAAGAGGAUCAUUAGCUGGGUUUUACAGUUUAUCAAGGAAAACAUUUCUGCCUGGAUCAGACAGCAAGGAGGAUGGGAGGGCAUUUUCCACAACGUGUCAAGAUGGCGUACUGUGUCUUUCCUCACUGCGAUGGCAUUCAUUGUAGCUGUUGCUUACUGGAGAAGAACGCGCUAAGAUAAAAGAGAAAGACAUGCCAGAUUCAUAAUUCUCACAAAUGUGAUAUCAAAACUCAUAUUAAAAGCAAUACAGUGUGUAAGUGGUGCAAUCAAGUGGACCAAUCACGGGUCAUACAGACCAAUCAUGCUUCAUGCCUUACUAUGUUUAAAGACUACUUUAGAAAGACCCAUUUCAAAAGACACUGUAGCCUUUUAUUUUGAAUUUCUAUUUUUUUU
Sinocyclocheilus grahami is the source of this 1155-nucleotide messenger RNA. RefSeq names its product apoptosis regulator BAX. The transcript is spliced from 6 exons. Gene Ontology annotation, molecular function: BH domain binding; channel activity. The record is from RefSeq and is a predicted model, not a curated record. Lineage: Eukaryota; Metazoa; Chordata; Actinopteri; Cypriniformes; Cyprinidae. Gene Ontology annotation, biological process: extrinsic apoptotic signaling pathway in absence of ligand; mitochondrial fusion; release of cytochrome c from mitochondria. The coding region runs from base 212 to 937 and encodes 241 amino acids. Gene Ontology annotation, cellular component: mitochondrial outer membrane.